Sciurus carolinensis (gray squirrel) is the source of this 1500-nucleotide messenger RNA. RefSeq names its product leucine rich repeat containing 74A (gene Lrrc74a). The record is from RefSeq and is a predicted model, not a curated record. The transcript has 14 exons. Lineage: Eukaryota; Metazoa; Chordata; Mammalia; Rodentia; Sciuridae. Gene Ontology annotation, molecular function: protein binding. The coding region runs from base 1 to 1500 and encodes 499 amino acids.
AUGGACGAUGAUGAGGAGCCUCUCGAGUCCAAGACACAAGACGAGGACGAGAACGACACGGACACCGGGUUAGCACCGAAGGGCAGCGAUGACACACUGUACUGUGAGGCUGAGGUCAUCGGGACCGUCGAGAAAGAGAAACCCACCCAGGAGGAUUCAGAAACGGACUUGGAGAUCGAAGACACUGAGAAGUUCUUCACCACUGGACAGAAGGAGCUGUACCUGGAAGCCUGCAAACUGGUGGGGGUGGUGCCCGUCUCCUACUUCAUCCGGAACAUGGAGGAGUCCCACAUGAACCUCAACUACCACGGGCUGGGCCCCAUGGGCACCAAGGCUAUCGCGAUAGCGCUGGUGUCUAACACAACCAUCACCAAAAUGGAGCUGGAAGACAACUGCAUCAUGGACGAGGGCAUGUUGAGCCUGGUGGAGAUGCUGCAAGAGAACUACUACCUCCAGGAGCUGAAUGUUUCGAGAAAUGACAUUGGUCUGGAGGGGGCCAGAGUCAUCUCAGAGUUCCUCCAGAGAAACACGUCUUCACUCUGGAAACUCGAGCUGUCAGGAAAUAACUUCAAGGAGGAAGCCAUAGAACUCCUCUGCCAAGCCCUGACGAUCAAUUACCAAAUUAAGACCCUGGAUCUCAGUCACAACCAAAUCACUGAUACAGGAGGGGAACAACUGGGACAGAUGCUGAACAUCAAUGUGGGGAUCCGGGAGCUGGAUCUGAGCUGGAAUCAUUUCCACACGCGGGGAGCAGUGGCCUUGUGCAAUGGUCUCCGGAGUAACGUGACACUGAUUAAACUGGAUCUCGCCAUGAAUGGCUUUGGGAACGAAGGGGCUCUGGCCCUGGGGGAGGUCCUCAGACUCAACAACCACCUGGUCUACCUGGACGUCAGUGGCAAUGACAUCGGCAACGAGGGGGCCUCCAGACUCAGCAGGGGACUGGAGUUCAACGAGGGCCUCCAGGUCCUGAAGCUUUUCCUGAACCCUAUGAAUAUGGAUGGAGCCAUUCUGCUUGUCCAGGCCAUCAAAAGGAACCCCAAAUCCAAGAUGGAAGAACUUGACAUUUCCAAUGUGCUGGUGACCGAGUCGUUCCUGAGGAUGGUGGACGGGGUCUGCGCCAUCCAUCCCCAGCUGGACGUGUUCUGCAAGGUAGUUCAAGGUUUCUCUGCCAAGAAGAGCUUCUUCCUGGGAGCAAACCCCAUGAAGCUGAUCCAGAGCUACGCAGACCAGAAAAAGAUCCCAGUGGUGGACUUCUUCAGGAGCCUGAACCCUUCUGGAACGAUGAAGAUGUCCGUGGGCGAGUUCCGGAAGGUGAUGGUGCAGCAAAACAAGGUCCCCAUAAACCGGUACCAAGUCAGGGAGCUGGUAAAGAGACUGGAAGAGGACACGGGCACGGUGAACUUCAGUUUUUUUCAGACGGCAGAAGUCACAGCAACAGCUCUGAUCUGGAAAGAAGUUCCGAGGAGAGAGAGAUCCUGGCAACGCAGAUGGUGGCAGUGA